Molecule: messenger RNA, 2234 nt
Organism: Mirounga angustirostris (Northern elephant seal)
Lineage: Eukaryota; Metazoa; Chordata; Mammalia; Carnivora; Phocidae
Product: ATP-dependent zinc metalloprotease YME1L1-like
Exons: 13
Coding region: 426-1895 (489 amino acids)
Biological process (GO): protein quality control for misfolded or incompletely synthesized proteins; mitochondrion organization
Cellular component (GO): mitochondrial inner membrane
Molecular function (GO): ATP-dependent peptidase activity; ATP binding; metalloendopeptidase activity
Source: RefSeq, a predicted model, not a curated record
AACAUGUCCACACUGCCUCGGUUUGCUGUGCCUGCCUGGUGUGGAAUCUAUAAAGGCCUCUGAUGACCAUUCUUUUUAUUUUAUUUUAUUUUAUUUAUUUGACAGAGAGAAACACAGCGAGAGAGGGAACACAAGCAGGGGGAGUGGGAGAGGGAGAAGCAGGCCUCCCGCUGAGCAGGGAGCCCGACGCGGGGCUCGAUUCCAGGACCCCGGGAUCAUGACCCGAACGGAAGGCAGACGCUCAACGACUGAGCCACCCAGGUGCCCCAUCUGAUGACCAUUCUUAAGAAGACUUAAAAGCAUGUUUUUCUUUUCCUGCAGUAUCCCUCGCGUGCACGGACGGAUUCUGAGAAGUUCCUACCCUGCCCCAUAGCCGCAUUCUAUCUGGGGACUGGGUUUGCGCGGUCUCUCAGUAAGGCGCUGCAAUGCCCCUCGUGAGCCCGCCGAGUCCGCCAGGGGGCAGCAGAGACCUGGGCGGCCGCAAAAGUAGAGGGCAUGCGGCGAAGAUGGAGGCAGAGGGAGCGACGCGGAGAGACCAGCUUUGGCGCGUCGAGAGGUCACCCGGAAUCAACAUGUCUGGGGCUGAGGAAGCAGUUCUUGGAGGCCGUGGCAGCCAUCCUUCCUCUGCUGGUGGCAACUCUGUAUUAUGCUUUGGACAGUAUCAGUACACAGCAGAAGAGUACCAGGCCAUCCAGAAUGCUCUGAGGCAGAGGCUGGGCCCGGAAUACAUCAGUAGCCGCACGGCUGGAGGAGGCCAGAGGGUAUGUUACAUUGAAGGUCACAGGGUAAUUAAUCUGGCCAAUGAGAUGUUUGGUUACAAUGGCUGGGCACACUCUAUCACACAGCAGAAUGUGGAUUUUGUUGACCUUAACAAUGGCAAAUUCUACGUGGGAGUCUGUGCAUUUGUGAGAGUCCAUUUGAAGGAUGGCUCAUAUCAUGAAGAUGUGGGCUAUGGUGUCAGUGAGGGCCUCAAGUCAAAAGCCUUGUCUUUGGAGAAGGCCAGGAAGGAGGCCGUGACCGACGGGCUGAAGCGAGCGCUGAGUGCCUUAAUACGUCCUGGUCGUUUUGACAUGCAGGUUACAGUUCCAAGACCAGAUGUAAAAGGUCGAACAGAAAUUUUGAAAUGGUAUCUCAAUAAAAUAAAGUUUGAUCAGUCUGUUGAUCCAGAAAUUAUAGCUCGAGGUACUGUUGGCUUUUCUGGAGCAGAGUUGGAGAAUCUUGUGAACCAGGCUGCAUUAAAGGCAGCUGUGGAUGGAAAAGAAACGGUUACCAUGAAGGAACUAGAGUUUUCCAAAGAUAAAAUUCUAAUGGGGCCUGAACGUAGAAGUGUGGAAAUUGAUAACAAAAACAAAACCAUCACAGCAUAUCAUGAAUCUGGUCAUGCUAUUAUUGCAUAUUAUACUAAAGAUGCAAUGCCUAUCAACAAAGCUACAAUCAUGCCACGAGGGCCAACACUUGGACAUGUGUCCCUUUUGCCUGAGAAUGACAGAUGGAAUGAAACUAGAGCUCAGUUGCUUGCACAGAUGGACGUUAGUAUGGGAGGAAGAGUAGCUGAGGAGCUUAUAUUUGGAACUGACCAUAUCACAACAGGUGCUUCCAGUGAUUUUGAUAAUGCAACUAAAAUAGCAAAGCGGAUGGUUACCAAAUUUGGAAUGAGUGAAAAGCUUGGAGUUAUGACCUACAGUGAUACUGGGAAACUGAGUCCAGAAACUCAAUCUGCUAUUGAACAAGAAAUUAGAAUCCUUCUAAGGGACUCAUACGAACGAGCGAAACAUAUCUUGAAGACUCAUGCAAAAGAGCAUAAGAAUCUAGCAGAAGCUUUACUAACCUAUGAGACUUUGGAUGCCAAAGAGAUUCAAAUUGUUCUUGAGGGAAAGAAAUUGGAAGUGAGAUGAUAACUCUUAAAAUGGAUGCAUUGCUGGUUUUACUGCAAGAAUAUAUAAGUAGCAUUUCAGUAGUCUUUUGCAAUGCUUUUCUCCCAUUCUUGCCUUGGUGUCACUCAAGGGUGUGAAACACUUUGUCUCUCUUUUGUCAUGUUUAAUCUAAUUUUGGUUAUUCUCAUAAUGACACCUAUUGCAAAUUAUCAACCCAUAAUAAAUAUGUUAAAGAAAAUAAAGAACUAUUAGGAUUGGAAACAGCUUGUUUGAGAAAUGUCAAUAAGUUAUUCAUUUGAAAAUAAGUAGUGAUUUUAUGGUUGGUUCCUCUACUAGACGUGAAUAAAAAUUGUGCCUUUA